Molecule: messenger RNA, 4355 nt
Organism: Scatophagus argus
Lineage: Eukaryota; Metazoa; Chordata; Actinopteri; Scatophagidae
Gene: mpp2a
Product: MAGUK p55 scaffold protein 2a
Exons: 14
Coding region: 140-1801 (553 amino acids)
Cellular component (GO): cell-cell junction; plasma membrane
Molecular function (GO): protein binding
Source: RefSeq, a predicted model, not a curated record
GCAUAUUUGACGUUUGUCAAUUGACGCUUUCGCUGACGCUGACGGCUAAAAGAAGCCAGACGACAACAAGACGCGCACGAGACAUCGCAGACAGCGGGAAGCUUGUUUCAUUGUGUGAACGAUUGACUGAAGCUUUACCAUGCCUGUGGCCUCCACCAGGACAGAGCCUGUGCCCCAGGUGGUGGACGCGAUGAGCGACAGCACGGCCAGCUCCACCACGGCUAAUGACCUGGACCUCAUCUACCUCAAAGGCAUCAUGGAGAGCCCUGUGGAGCAAGAAGAGAGCCUGAAGGAGCUGCGUCUUUCGCCAGUGAGGGAGAACAACGUGGAGCUCCUGCAGGAGAUCCUCAGAGACCUGGACCCCUUCACACACCGUUCCAACACUGCAGCUGAGCUCACCCGCAUUCUCACACAGCCUCACUUCCAGUCUCUCUUGGAGACUCAUGACUCAGUGGCGUCCCAGGCAUGUGACAGCCCACCACCAAGCCCAUGUGAUUUUGUGGAUCAUGAGCCGGAAGGUGACCACAAACACAACUCACACCCGCCACCUGAUGCAAUCCGCAUGGUGGGCAUACGCAAAGUAGCGGGCGAACAUCUGGGUGUGACGUUCAAGGUGGAGGGUGGUGAGCUGAUCAUAGCUCGAAUCCUCCAUGGAGGUAUGAUAGACCAGCAAGGACUGCUGCACGUCGGAGAUAGCAUCAAAGAGGUGAAUGGACGUGAGGUGGGUCAGGACCCCAGGGUGCUGCAGGAGGAGCUGCAAGCAGCUAGUGGAAUUGUGGUUCUGAAGAUACUGCCCAGCUACCAUGAAGCCAUACCUCCGAGACAGGUGUUCUUUAAGUGUCACUAUGACUAUGAUCCAGCCAACGACAACCUGAUUCCCUGCAAGGAGGCAGGAUUAAGGUUUGAGACAGGAGACAUCCUGCAGAUAGUCAACCAGGACGACGUCAACUGGUGGCAGGCCCGUCAUGUGGAGGGUGGUAGCGCUGGGCUGAUCCCCAGUCAGAUGCUGGAGGAGAAGAGGAAAGCGUUUGUCAAGAGAGAUGAGGAACUCACGCCUGCAGGGAAUCUUUGUACUGGUGUUGGUGGGAAGAAGAAGAAGAAGGUGAUGUAUGUGACUACCAAGAAUGCAGAGUUCGACAGGCAUGAGAUAUUGCUCUACGAGGAGGUGGCCAAGGUCCCGCCUUUCAAGAGAAAAACUCUGAUUUUGAUUGGUGCCCAGGGUGUGGGGCGGCGGAGACUGAAGAACAAGCUUUUGCUGAGGGAUCCACUUCUUUUUGGCACCACUAUUCCAUACACAUCCAAAAAGCCCAAAAAGGGCGAUCGCGAGAGUCGGAUGUACGCCUUCACCAGCCGCAGCAAGAUGGAAACUGACAUCAAGAAUGGGCGCUAUCUCGAACAUGGAGAGUAUGACGGCAGCCUGUAUGGAAUCAAGAUCGAUUCCAUACACGAGGUGGUGGAGGCUGGACGUGUGUGCAUACUGGACGCCAACCCUCAGUCCCUCAAAGUGCUGAGGACCUCAGAAUUCCUGCCCUACGUGGUGUUCCUUCAGUCUCCAGAAUUCGAGGUUCUCAAGGCGAUGAACUGCUCGGCUGUAGAGGCAGGGGUGGUUACAAAGACGCUGACGGAUGAGGAGCUGCAGAGGACCUGCAACGAGAGCGCCAAAAUCCAGGCAGCCUACGGUCACUACUUUGACCUCAGCAUCAUCAACGACAACCUGGACGAGACGUACCGCACUGUCAAGGCUGCCCUGGAAACGGUUUCUAAGAACCCCCAGUGGGUCCCCGUCACCUGGGUUUUCUAGAUAGAAGCUGUGGAGGGCCGAGGGGGAGGGAUCAUCAGGAAGAAAAUAAAACAAAGGCACUGAAAAUACACAGCUGUAAAAAUAAUGGAAAUUCUUAUUUAGAUUAAAUCUGACCGCAGCACAAUAGAUUAGCAUCGGAAAAAAUUGUUUUCUCUUAAGUGACAGCAUUGCAGGAUCUUUUCUGUGCCGCGAGGUCAUGGAGGAGGGAACAGAACAAAAUAAGAAUUAGAGGGAAAAAGAAGGAAGUCUUGAAUGUCAGAAAUUCAUAGAUUUUACCUGAACACAUCAAGGACUGUGCCUGCGUGUGUAUGUGUGUGUGUGUGUGUGUGUGUGUGUGUGUGUGUAUGUGUAUCUGUGUGGGUGCAUGCAUGAGUGCGGGGUGCACAGGUAUGUAUUUUUAUCCCGGUUUGUGCAUGGAUUUUAGAGCCAAGAUUUUUGUAUGUUUUUAAAUGAAUGGUGCCAUUACUGAUACUCAUCAGCAGACUCAUUGUUUACAUUUCAUGAUGAGAGAUCUCAGCUCUGAUGGGUAACUCAAUCUGCAAGCUGUGAGCACUAGGAAACUUUACAAACAAAUCUCAUGUAGUCAUUAUUCUUCAUUUAUUUGACCAAAAUGUGUUCACUAAAAUGUUGAAAAUAAUAACAAAAGCCCAUCAUAACAUAUAACUGCUCAUACAGAUGUUAAAAGUGCUUAUUUGCUUGUCUGGCAGUCUGAAAACCCAAAUUCUACAGUAUGAAAAGGAACAUCUUGCUUUUUAUUUAUUGUACUUACACACAUUCACAGGCACUCCAAGAAUAUAAACACUAUUCUUGGUUGACCUGAAAAAAAAAAAAAUCUGUAACAUUAUUAGUGUGAAAGUCUCCUGAGAUAGAUUCAAAUUUAUUGUCAAUUUUUCACAGCAUACUGGACUGUUUUAAGGUCUAAGUCAUCUCCCUUCGAGUUUGUUUUGGCUUUGUUCAUGAGCUAACUGGCAAUCAAUAAUAACAACUCAGAAGACAAUACACAGGGGUCACAACAGUCAACAGGAUAGGAAGAGUCAUAUGUGUGACUCUCAAAACUGGAUUUAUUUUAAAUUAGUCACUGACUUUUCUACCUGAAUUACUUGUUAAUUGCACAAUUUCAAAACACUUUUUCAAAUAAAACAAUCUCAAGCUAGAGAUCUGAAGGCCCCCAGUAUUGGUGGAUAGAGGAGGCAUUUCAUAGUUUGAAACACCUCAACAUAUGAACACACACACACACACACACGUGGAAAACAUUGUACAGAAGCUCUAUUUUACUACAGCAUUGUGUUUCAUAUGAAAGGGUAAUUGUGAUCAACACCAUCACUUCUAAUUUGUGCUUUUUAUUUUGUAGUAUUCAUAACUUAAAAUAAAACCUAUUUGUUGUAUUUAUGAACUCAGUUGUAAACUUUGUAGAUAGCAUGUAGAUACACAAUAAUAUAAUAGAUACUGAUUUAGUAGGUAUGAAAUUCUUGCCUAGUAUUUGCAGUACGUGACACUGUAGUGAUACAUCAGUAAAGACGUAUACAGUAGCCUACAAGUGAACAACACAACAACGAAAAAUCACUGUUCUAGUCUAACUCUACAAAACUGAAGCACUUCAAAACAGAAGUGUGAAAAUGUGAAGAUAAUUUAAAUUUCAAGAGAAAUUUGGAUCAUUUUGUUUUUCCUUCAGCUUUUCAGAUGUUGUGUUGUGCGCUCUCGGGUCUCCAUACGUGUAACACUGUCCAUGGUGCCCACUUCAGAAAGCUUACUGAGCAGCUUGUUUGUACUCAUAUCAUUUAUUGUGGCAGCUACUGAAUACUCUUGAUGCACAAUGAAUUGUUUAGCGAUAAAUUAGAAACAUGUUAGAGGAGACAUUUUUAGUGGCUCAUUCUUUGUAAAAUGACAUUUAUAUUAUGCUCUACUUUUUAAAAGUGUUGUUUGUGUGGCAGCUAUUUGGAUCUCUGGAGUGAGUGGUGUUGAGAUACACCACGUUUGUUGAUCUCUCGAGGACAUUCCAAAACCUCACUGUGUCCUUUUUUGAUAAAAUCUCAUGAAUGCAAUAAAAUCAUUUUUGUCACUGUAUAUUUACUUCCUGUUAUACAAUUAAAAGUAUACAUUCUGAUUUUAGUACUCCCCAUGAUCUAGACAUGUAAAAUCAGUGGAGUACUCCUCAAAAUUCAAUAGUGUGCAUUUUAACUUAAUGCUUAAGCUACAUCCCUACAGUCACGCAUGGCUCCAAAAUGGACAGCGAACUGAGCUUGUAUUUUCAUUGUGGGACUGAUGAUUGUAGUCAGACAUAGUCCAUGCUUCUGUCAUUGAAUAAACUACGGUUUGAUUGAAAUCCUGUGUGCUUUCCUGUGACUGAUAAUUUCCUCGGUGUGGUAACUUCCUUCAGAAACUGCAUGCAAUAUAGCAAGAUUUAUUUUUUGUACAUGUUAAAAUCAACCCUAAGAUAGCAUGUCUGGAUCCUGGGUGUCAGGUGAUCAGGGUGGGAAGUCAUACAUUUCAAACCCUCAUUCUCAACAGAGGUGUCCCUCAGGGCUAGGUACUUCCCCUACUGGACUCCUCGCAC